Messenger RNA from Pyricularia grisea, 2479 nucleotides. RefSeq lists its product as uncharacterized. NCBI's taxonomy places the organism in Eukaryota, Fungi, Ascomycota, Sordariomycetes, Magnaporthales, Pyriculariaceae. Bases 661 to 2019 code for a protein of 452 amino acids. The record is from RefSeq and is a predicted model, not a curated record. The transcript has 2 exons.
GUGCAACAGCUGAUUCAUGAGGAAUACCAUGCCACUUGUCAAAGUAAUGUUUUCUUUUCACCCACCAACCGCCUCUUUCUGGAUAUAACCCAGCCAGACCCCCUACUUCUUACUGGAACCACCUGCAGUUGGUUAUUUGCUCUCCACCAUUGGUUUAUUUUCCCAGCCAUCAACUUUUUUUUUUUUUUUUUACACUCUCUUAAUUCCACAAGACAAUACCCACCGUUCGUUGACCGUCGGUGCGCGCCCCCGACGACACUGGCUCCCAGCUAGCCAGGUUUGUUCUGCACGCACACGCCACGACCCAAAAAAGAUAGCUUCGUUGCGCCGUUAGGCGCAGGUGUACCGGCGCGUUUUAGCCAAACAAAUUCAAAAAUUCGAGCGCCUCCGCUGUAACGCCGGCCUGGUCCUUCGACUUGACCGCCACGUCGUUGAGCAUCCGCAUUAGCUCCGUCUUCGUCCCCCCGGUUUUGCCUAUAAGCGCGCAACUUGCGCCAAUGCCGAUUACAACCUGUCUCGUCUUUUCAAUCUCGUCCAGUUUAGAUCAAGGCUUGACCUCUAUCCCGUCAUCGACGACGGUGCGUCUGCUGCCGACCUCUGGCUACUCCUGUGGCUCCCCUGAAACCGCAAAGGAACUUGUUUAGUGUCCUGCUUGAAACCAUGGUCGACGUGCAGACAGCUGCGCCUAUGGACAGCAUUGGGGCAAAGUUGACAGUGGCCAGCAGUCAAGCUCUGUCAAGGUCUCAGCACUCAAUGGCUAUAUCGUCCGACCUUGCAUCGCGACUUCGCUCACAGCUUGCUCUGGAAACAUUCUCACCAGUGAACCAAAAUGGAUGCUUUGACUUUGACCGGGUCAUCAAGUGUGGCUAUCUUCAAAAGCGGACCAAGACCAGGUCUUGGAAAACCGUCUACGUGGUCAUGAGACCAAAUACACUUUCGAUAUACAAAUCAGAUAAAGAAGACAAACUACGGAAUAAAAUAUACCUAUCCGACCUGACAGCCGUCACGCUCCUUAAGGAUCCAAAGCAGAAGCGCCACAACAUGUUUGGGCUUUUUUCACCCUCAAAAAACAUAUACUUCCAAGCUCCCUCGUCCAAGGAUGCCCAGGAUUGGGUUGAGGCGGUUCGUCAAGAUGCCCGGAUCGAGGAGGAGGAAGACGAGAUCUUUCUUGCAAGUCCUGUAGUCAGGCAAGAGUCAUACGGCAUUGUAUCUUCCACAGAGCAGGCAAAGACGAACGGGGCGUUGCUGGAGCGGGAGCGCAUGAUGGCAAGCUCGCCAGAGAUUCAGGAACGUGUCAUUGCCCGCAAUCCGGUAGGCCGUCAGUAUGAGCGCCGGGCCUCUCAUCUUGGCGAAUCUUCAGGAUUGUCGGGGAAUGAGUUGGCCUCCCACUCGGACCUUUCAGAUCUCGAUGUGCCCAGCCGCUACAUGGUCAAGUCGGCAGAGAGCGUUAAUCAGCAGUCUCCGUCCAGCCCGCUACAGGACCGUCCGAAUCUUGGCGGAAGGGUAGGGAGUAACUCUAGCGGCAUUGCUCCAGAAAAGGACCCAGAUCGCGUCAUGUGGCAAGGGCAGAUGUGGUUCUUGCGCUCCAAGGGUGGCCUGAGACAGUGGAAAAAGUCAUGGGCAGUUGUGCGACCCAGAAAUUUGAUCUUAUAUCGGGACUCGUCCGAAUACUCGCCACACCUCGUUCUGCCACUGUCUUCGAUCCUAAACGUGGUCGACCUAGACCCUAUCAGCAAGACAAAGAGGCACUGCCUGCAAAUCAUCACGGAAGAAAAACGCUUUCGUUUCUGUGCAGCCGAUGAGGAGAGCCUGCUGCAGUGCCUUGGGGCAUUCAAAAGCUUGUUGGCGAGGAGGCGCGAGUUGGAGGCAAGAGCCGCUGCUACCAUAUCUGUGCCCGAAAUAACGACGGAUUUGGCGACCCCCGACCGGGCUACACGACCGGAUAUCUACAGCACAUCACCACCAGCUUCGGCGACCACUACCACCACCACCUCAGUUUCUGUCAACCUUGCCGCUUGAGGGAAGACACGACACAAAUGGGAAAUGUCACCGGGCCUCGGUGUUUGUGAUGGAUUCCAAGAGCCAAAUGAUUGGUCUUGGUCACAAAGAAUACCCCGUCAAGCUUUGCGUGUAUACUUUUCUGCUUCCUGGCACAUACUGGGAGGCACUUAUAUUUUUGUUGGAAUGAUGUUGACGACUUAUGAAAGCGUGAGAGGAACGAGUUAUCCUAUUAAUUAAUAAAUUUGCCCUGUUAAUCCGAUUUGAAUUGGUCUUGGCGUUGAAAGUGCUGAAAAAGUUCCAACAGUUCGGAGCAUUGGGUUCGGAGGAAUUUUGAGAGACGUAACAAAUGCACACGCCCAUGGAAUGACAAAGGCAUCUGUCAUGAUUACGGCAGGAAUUUGAAUCUAAGAAAAGUCAUUUCUUUGCGGAAGAAAAACAAAACAACCAGAAUGAAUCAUGAAGCAUCGGAUAACUUGAC